Scaptodrosophila lebanonensis is the source of this 1966-nucleotide messenger RNA. RefSeq names its product asparagine synthetase [glutamine-hydrolyzing] 2-like. The record is from RefSeq and is a predicted model, not a curated record. The transcript has a single exon. The coding region runs from base 88 to 1770 and encodes 560 amino acids. Gene Ontology annotation, molecular function: asparagine synthase (glutamine-hydrolyzing) activity. Gene Ontology annotation, cellular component: cytosol. NCBI's taxonomy places the organism in Eukaryota, Metazoa, Arthropoda, Insecta, Diptera, Drosophilidae.
AACGUUACAUGCAAAAGUGAUUACUCAAGCAACUAGUGAGAAAUAUCAGAAAAUUAAAUCAAUUAUUGUUGAAAGUCCUCUCCAAAAAUGUGCGGCAUCUUUGCUAUUUUUUCGCCGGAUGGCCAGCCCAUAGAGCCACAACCCCACUUGGGGAGCAAACACAGUCUGAGAGAGUUGGCUUACAGGCAGAGUGGAAAGCAGCGGCAUCGCGGACCCGAUGACACAGGCGUGGCCGUAAUUGACGCUAAAGGCGUUGCACUGGUGCAUGAACGACUCUCAGUCAUAGGCGUGGAGACGGGUCAUCAGCCGCUCUACUCCCAGGAUGGUCAAGUUGUGCUCAUAGCCAAUGGUGAGAUAUAUAAUUAUCUGGAACUGGCGGCUGAAAUUGCCAAUCAACGACCCAAUUAUAAGCCCAAAAGUGACUCAAAUGUGAUCAUUGAGCUUUAUGAGCAACAUGGUGUGGAUCUUUUACAGAAAAUUACUGGAAUGUUUAGCUUCGUGCUCUACGAUCAGCGGAAGGGUCAGGUUUUGGUGGCCCGCGAUCCCUUUGGCAUUAUACCGCUGUAUAUGGGACAGGAUGCUAAGGGCAAUAUUUGGUUUGCAUCCGAAAUGAAAUGCCUUGUGGAGUUUUGCAAGCAAUUGAAAAUCUUUCCACCUGGACACUUUGCAGCCGGCAGUGUGCAGGAGCUCGAGCCUCGACGCUACUUCAAUCCUAACUGGUUGCUUGACACGCCCACACAGCCCGUGCAGUUUAAUGGGCUACGAGAGAAAUUGGAGUCAGCCGUUCGAUCACACCUGCAAUGUGAUGUUCCCUUUGGUGCCUUGCUCUCGGGUGGCGUAGAUUCUAGCCUGAUUGCAGCCAUAGCCACCCGGAUAAUGCGUGAGCGUGAUCCUGCGUAUAAGUUGCGUACCUUUUCUGUGGGCAUGCAUGGCUCUCCGGACUUUAAGCACGCCCGUAUGGUUGCCCAACACAUUGGCAGCGAGCACACUGAGGUUGCCUUCGCCGUCGACGAUUGUCUGGAUGGUGUGAGGGAUUUGAUCUAUCAUCUGGAAUCCUACGACAUUGCCACCGUGCGAUGCAGUCUGCCUAUGUUCUAUCUUGCGCGGUAUGUGAAGAGCACGGGCAUCAAGAUGAUACUCUCGGGCGAGGGUGCGGAUGAGAUCUUUGGCGGUUAUCUCUACUUCCACAAUGCGCCAAACUAUGAGGAAUUUCAUCGCGAGAUGGUCACACGUUGUGAGCAGCUACAUGUCUCUGAUAUUCUGCGCGCCAACAAGGUGACCAUGUCGAAGGGUCUGGAGUUGAGGGUGCCGUUUCUGGACACUUCUCUCGUCAACUACGUCAUGAACAUUCGACCGCAGGACAAAAUUCCUGGACCACUAAAUGAGUUUGAGGGUAAGCGAUCCAAACGCAUCGAGAAGUUUAUCCUGCGUAGUGCUUUCGCCAAUGACUACCUGCCUGAUGCUGUGCUUUGGCGUCAAAAGGAGCAGUUUUCGGAUGGCGUGGGCUAUGAUUUAAUUGAUGCAUUGCCACAAUUUGUGGCACGUCAUGUUAGCGAUGCACAAAUAACAGAGGCUGCUAAACGCUUCCCCAUCAACCCGCCCAAGACUAAGGAGGCAUACUAUUACCGCACUAUCUUUGAAGAACAAUACCCGGGUGAGGCAGCUGCACUCACUGUGGAGAAAUGGGCGCCACGCUUAGACUGGGGCUGUCCUGAGGAUCCUUCCGGUAGAGCACAGUCCGCGCAUGAAAAGAACUAUGGAAAAUGUUAGGUAAAAGAAAUGAUGGAAGCAUGUAACAGAGUUUUCAUUUAAGGAAGAUUGAAGAUAAUAAAAUAUCCUAUUUUCUUUCUAAAAUGUCCUAAUGAUCUGUGGGCGAAUUUAAUUACAAAAUGCACAGAAUGACUCUUUUAUGUACAAUUUCUUAUUUUUCAAAACUUACCACAUUAUAAUCCUUCUAUCUUAAGAU